Messenger RNA from Pimephales promelas (fathead minnow), 1898 nucleotides. RefSeq names its product abhydrolase domain containing 4, N-acyl phospholipase B (gene abhd4). Gene Ontology annotation, molecular function: phosphatidylcholine lysophospholipase A1 activity; lysophosphatidic acid acyltransferase activity. Gene Ontology annotation, cellular component: lipid droplet; mitochondrion. Gene Ontology annotation, biological process: phosphatidic acid biosynthetic process; lipid homeostasis. Lineage: Eukaryota; Metazoa; Chordata; Actinopteri; Cypriniformes; Leuciscidae. The record is from RefSeq and is a predicted model, not a curated record.
CAGUGUUACAAAACACAAACACUGGCCUUUAAAGCGACUGAAUGUGACAGGUCCGGUAGUGAACAUACCAACCUGGAGUAUAACAUUCUUUCGUCCUGAAUUGUUCUUGUAUUAUGCUUUAUAAUGUCUCCUGCAAACGCCACAAUGCAAGACGAGACUGACAUAGAGCCGACCUCUGGGAACUGGUCCUGGUGGCCCUCUUGGAGACCCACAUCCAUGUCCUUAUUGAAAACUGCCGAGGCAAAAAUUAUUGCCUGUAUAAAGAAUAACGUUUGGUCCAGAUUUGUGACUUUGCCAGAUCAAAACAGAAUAUGGACCCUUAAAGUCACCAAUAAGACCGCUCUCAAACAUAAAGACCAAGCCGCCCAGACGCCCCUCGUGAUGGUCCACGGGUUUGGAGGGGGGGUCGGCCUCUGGAUCCGUAACUUGGACGCGUUGUGUCAUUCUCGACCCGUCUACGCCAUUGACCUGCUGGGCUUCGGGCGCAGUUCUCGCCCCUCAUUCCCAUCUGAAGCCUCAUUGGCUGAAGAGCAGUUCGUUAAUUCAAUAGAGCAAUGGAGACAAUCUAUGGGGCUGGAACGCAUGAUCCUAUUGGGCCACAGCCUGGGUGGUUACCUAGCAACGUCCUAUACCAUUCAACAUCCAGAAAGAGUCAGUCACCUGAUCCUGGUGGACGCGUGGGGUUUCCCUGAGAGACCCCAGCCUCAGCCACAGGAGUCAGGAGGUCAAGGGUCAGAGCUGAAAAGGGUAUCGCCACCUCGCUGGGUGAAGGCUCUUGCUUCAGUGUUCAGCCUCUUCAACCCACUAGCCGUCAUCAGAGCAGCUGGACCCUGGGGUCCGGGGCUGGUGAACAGAUUCCGUCCUGACUUCAAGAGGAAGUUUGAGGAUCUGUUUGAUGACGACACCAUGACACAAUACAUUUACCACUGUAACGCCCAGAGCCCGAGUGGUGAGGUGGGUUUCAAAGCCAUGUCUGAGUCUCUGGGCUGGGCCAAAAGACCCAUGGUUCAGCGUGUGAACCUGCUGCCACCAUCGACACCCGUCAGCAUGCUAUACGGAUCGCUCUCCUGGGUGGACAGCUCGACUGGAGACACCGUCGCUCAGAUCAGAGGCAAAAGCUUCACCAGUGUCACGAUGAUUGAAGACGCUUCCCAUCACGUCUACGCCGAUCAGCCCGACGAGUUCAACCGAGUGGUUGAGAAUAUCUGUAACACGGUAGACUGAAUAUGGUCAGACAGGAUGGACACUGAUUUGUGUGUUGGCAUUUCUAUCUUUGAAAGGGGUCUGUCCUGUGUUUGUGGGAUGAUCAGAUUGAUAGAAACAUGUAAAGGCAAAGCUGUUCUCAGACCUUGUCACUUCAUAAUCAAAUCGUAUUGUUUGUGGCCUUUACCGUGAAAAAGCUCAAUGACUGUACUGCAGAAUUUAAUGGAAGCUGGUUGUGUUUGUAUUUUCUAUAUAAAAAUAUUUUAUUCAGAUUUCUUUUUUAGCAUGCACUGAGAAAGUUGUGCUACCUGUGCCAUGAAUGCAUCGACAAUGUUUGGACGGUCAUAUUGACUAAGAGAUGUUUCAUAAUUAUUUCAUUCUGCAUUAUAAACGGUUGUCUGUAUUUUAUAACGUGCAUAUCUCAAUACAAGGCUGUACCUUUAACACAGUGUGUCUGUAUUUGUUUCUCUUUAUUUAUUUUUAAACGUGUUUCUGGAAGCAGUUCUCAUUCCUCUUGUGAUUACAAUUAAGUUACACUAAGUGGUGCUAGAUUCAAAGUUUUGCUUUUGUGGGGUAGAAUAAUGCAGCUGAUUUCAAUGAGCUCAUUGCAGACUAUUUACUGUAUAUUUCCUGCUAUUGUAAAAAUGGCAUGUAAAUCAGUUUGCAGUGUGCAAAAAUAAACAGCUCUAGCAUGA